Molecule: messenger RNA, 850 nt
Organism: Pseudocercospora fijiensis CIRAD86
Lineage: Eukaryota; Fungi; Ascomycota; Dothideomycetes; Mycosphaerellales; Mycosphaerellaceae
Exons: 4
Biological process (GO): allantoin catabolic process
Molecular function (GO): allantoicase activity
Source: RefSeq, a predicted model, not a curated record
AUGCUUAAGUACGGUAUGCGAGCGCUUCUUGGAGCUUAUCCACAGCAGUGUGCCGGGAUCUUGCUGCAGGGUCUCCGCCACGACUCGGCGGGAAAGCGCGCGGGUGCGGAGCCCACCUGGCACGCUGGAUACCUACAGCAAGGUAUGCUGUACUGCUUGCCCAGCACUGCAUUUCCACUUCCACUCAACUUGCACCCGGCCACUCCAGAAUCAGUGACGAACAAGCCGCCACUCCGUCCACGUCGCAGCCCCCCCCCCCCCCUCUCCGAAGAAUGGUUCGCCGCGGCCGAGAACCUCACCACACCCACCCCGCCAAUCCGCAAACCAGGCGUCUUCACCUACGCCGGAGCCUGGUACGACGGCUGGGAGACCCGACGCCAUAACACAGAAGAAUACGAUUGGGUGGUAAUCAAACUCGGCGUCGCGAGUGGAAAAGUAAGAGGCGUAGAAAUCGACACAGCAUUCUUCGACGGAAACCAUGCACCCGAGAUCGCGGUCCAAGGAACCUUCAACACAGAAGAUGUCGCCGACUCAGAAGUCUCGAAAAAGGAAUACAGAAAAUGGGAAACGAUCCUAGAAAAACAACCCUGUGGUCCCAGUCGUAGACAAGCCUGGAAACUCCCCAGCAUCACGGAAAAUCCCUACACUCACGUCCGUUUACUGAUGUACCCAGACGGCGGCAUCGCCAGGUUCCGACUCUUUGGAGACGUAGUUCCAGUCUUGCCCCAAGACGUGAAUGCAAUUUUCGAUUUGGCAGCUACAGUCAACGGCGGCGUAGCAGUUUCCUGCAGCGACCAACAUUUCGGAACAAAAGAUAAUUUACUCCUCCCCGGACGGGGUGUGGAUAUGG